AUGUCGCACCUCCAACAGCAACUCAAGAGCUUCAACGCAGGAGUUGUCGACUAUGCAAAGAGCAUGCCGGCACAGCGCCGCUUCGUGCACAACACCUCAGCAGGCAGUUCGCAGAUACCCUCGUCAAACCCCACGCCCACGCCCAACAACGCCGUCAGCGCCGAACAGAAGAAGAAGCGCCACGAUGCGGACAUCGUCUACUCGCAGCCGGCCAACACGGGCACGGGCAAGGAUAUCAUGACCCAGGUGGUUUUUGCGGUCGAGCACAUGAAGAGCAAGGGCGUGCCGCUGACGUUCUCGGAUAUCGUCUCGUACCUCUCACUACAGCAUCGCGCAAGCGACCAGGGCUAUGUGCAGGCGCUGCGCAGCAUCCUGCAGGUGCACGAGAAGGUGGAGUAUGAUCCGAAGGGAGCGAACGGUGAGGGGACAUUUAGUUUUCGGCCGCCGCACAAUAUCCGCACUGCGGAGCAGCUGCUGCAGAAACUGCAGGCUCAGUCCACGGGGAUCGGGAUGAGCGUUCGGGAACUCCGUGAGGGGUGGCCGAAUGUCGAGGACGCGAUCAAUAAGCUGGAGAAGGAGGGGAAGUUGCUUGUUACGCGGAACAAAAAGGACGAUCAUGCGAAGAUGGUUUGGGCGAACGAUCCUUCGCUGAUCGAGCACUUUGACGACGAGUUCAAGCAAAUCUGGGAGAAGAUCAAAAUUCCCGAGCAGCAGGUUGUCAAGGAGGAGCUUGAGAAAGCGGGCAUCCUCCCCACCAACAAGAACAAGGUCGUCAAGGCGCGUCCGAAAAUUGAGCACAAGAAGGUGAAGAAGCCUCGCCGCAGCGGCAAGACAACCAACACGCAUAUGAUGGGGGUUCUGCGCGAUUAUUCGCACCUCAAGCGGUGA
This is a messenger RNA of Aspergillus calidoustus, 888 nucleotides long. Lineage: Eukaryota; Fungi; Ascomycota; Eurotiomycetes; Eurotiales; Aspergillaceae. The record is from the annotation of a GenBank genome assembly.